CUCAUCAUUUCACCCUUUCCAAAACCCUUUCCCCAAUUUUCACACUUUCAAUCGAAAUUCCUCCGAUGGCUGCCAGGAAGAACCACCACCGCUACCUCACCGGCGGCGAAGGCGCCGCCCCAACCACGGCGGCGCUCCACGACGGCGCGGAGUUCGACGAGUCCGAGAUCUGGAGCACAAACGACGCCGUUUCAGGAAAACCGGAUCCGAACAAGUCGAAGCACCUGAACCGCGCCAAUUUCUCACCCAACCGUCCGGUCUGGAAGCCGGCUAGGAAAACCGCCGACCGCUCUCCGCCGGUCGGACCGAAGUCGUUGCCGGUUAACAUCCCGGACUGGUCGAAAAUCCUCGGCGAUGAGUACCGGAGCAACGGCGCCGGCGAUUUCUUCACUGACGACGAGGAGGACGAAGAGGAGGAUGGAAAUUACCGUUUGCCCCCUCACGAGUAUUUGGCGCGGACCAGAACGGCGUCGUUUUCGGUGCACGAAGGGAUCGGGCGGACACUAAAAGGUGUUCUUCUUCUUUAAUCCUCUGUCCUUUUUGGUAGCUUUGGAUCGUGAGAUCGAAACUAUGAUCAGAUUGUGUUUGAUUUUGGAAACAAUGCAAUUUUGUUGAUUUGCUGCAAUAAUUUUCCGUUGAUAAAUCUGCUGUAAUUUGAGUUGUGUUCUUGUGUUCUUCAAUUGGCUGUGUGAGUGUAAUAAGAGAGAUUUUGGUAGGUAAGAAAAUGAUGUGUUUGUUUUGUCUGUC
Molecule: messenger RNA, 747 nt
Organism: Andrographis paniculata
Lineage: Eukaryota; Viridiplantae; Streptophyta; Magnoliopsida; Lamiales; Acanthaceae
Exons: 2
Coding region: 66-527 (153 amino acids)
Source: RefSeq, a predicted model, not a curated record